This is a messenger RNA of Peronospora matthiolae, 264 nucleotides long. Lineage: Eukaryota; Oomycota; Peronosporomycetes; Peronosporales; Peronosporaceae. The record is from the annotation of a GenBank genome assembly.
AUGAGCCAUCCAAGUAUUGGACAGGACGAGAUGACUGUGUCGCCGUUGUGGAGCCAGUCCCUGCAAGUCGGCCGCCAGCCAGCAGGAGUGUUGCAAUUCCCAGCAGCUCGUCGGUAUCGAGAAAGCCGACACCCGAUCGAGUACCAGGACAAAGAUCGACUGGUGAAGGCACGCACAGAGCUGGCAGUUGGUGUCAACGACAGACGUACUGCGCCAACUGCCAGCGUCUUUUCUUCACGUCGCUUUCCUCCUUCAGAAGCAUAG